AUGAAUUUUUGCCAUUUGAUGAUACUAUUGCUGGAGCCGCUUGCCUCGUCUGAAGAGGUAGCCAAGUACAAAGUCGACGAAGCUGUAGCAGAAGACGAACAGCUCGAAAAUAUGUUACAAAAUCGUUUUGAAGGCCAUGUUGAUAUGUAUCGUCUUGGUAAGUUUCUGUUCUUAUUUGCCGAAGUUAUAAAUUAAAACGUAUCUCUGAACUUCUAUUUUGCAUUUUUUAUAAGGUGUGAAUGUUGUCAUUGCUGUCAACCUGAAGUAUGCCUACUAUGCCGAUGUUGUUAUUAAACAAGCAUUAACAUAUAUUGUGCGCGCAUAUUUAUUCAAUAUUAUAUAUUUUAUAGGUUCUUACGCGCAGUUUUCUACAGACAGCUCGUGGUUUGGUAUGAUAAUUUACGGGCAGUUCAAGGCAUCUCACAUGCAUUACCGUGUUGUUGUUACAAUAAAAUAUGAUCAACAUUCUCGAACACGGAUCAGCGAGCUUACACGGAGUUUAAAAAAACAGCUCGAUGGUUCAUCCUCGUUUGUAUCAGUCUUGUUUGCAGUUUCGCCCAACUCGUUUAAAAUUUAA
Paramuricea clavata is the source of this 577-nucleotide messenger RNA. Lineage: Eukaryota; Metazoa; Cnidaria; Anthozoa; Malacalcyonacea; Plexauridae. The record is from the annotation of a GenBank genome assembly.